AUGAGCCUUCAAAAUAACGAGGCCGCAAAACCCUCAAGCGAUCCGUACUUCGACCUGGGAACGCUGGGUCGGACCGUCAGUACAGAAUCCCAGGAAGCGCAGAACUGGUUCGACCGCGCGCUUGUCUGGACAUACUGCUUCAACCACGAUGAGGCCAUCACCUGCUACAAACGCGCAAUCGCGCACGACGAGUCCUGCGCCAUGGCCUACUGGGGUGUAUCGUUCUGCUCUGGGUCCAACUAUAACAAGACCUGGGCGCUGUUCGAUGAACGGGACCGCGUGAAUGCCAUCAAGCAGUGUUAUGUUUAUUCGCAGGAGGCUCUAAGGCGCGCGGCGGAAAACAGUGACAGGCUGGAAGACUGGGAGCACGCGGUUAUUAAGGCUCUUGCGCUGCGGUUUCCUAAUGAUGAUCCGAGUAGAGACUUUCUUGCGUGUAGCAAGGCCUACGCCGAUGCUAUGAGAGAGGUGUAUACGAACCUUGGAAGAAACGACUUCGAUAUCAUUACGCUUUUCGCUGAUGCGUUGAUGAAUGUGGCUCCGCGGAAAUUGUACGACGCCCCAACGGGGCUUCCGAUAGAGUCGUCUCCUGUCUUCGAAGUGAAGGAGUUGCUUGAAGGGGCUCUGGAGAUGCCCGGGGUGGAACGGCAUCCGGGCCCUGCGCACAUGUAUAUCCAUCUGAUGGAAAUGUCGGCGACGCCUGAAGUUGCCCUUCCUGCUGCAGAGCUGAUCCGUGAGAUAUUUCCGGAUACGGGUCAUACAUUCCACAUGCCUGCUCAUAUCGAUGUUCUUGUUGGCGAUUACCGGCGCGCAGUCGAGUACAACUUCAAGGCGACCGUUGCGGAUGAUAAAUUCUUUCAACAGAAUGGCGGCCUGACGUUCUACAGCUAUUAUCGGCUUCAUGAUUACCACUCCCUGAUCUACGCCGCGAUGCUGGGUGGGAUGUCCAAGGCGGCAUUGUCGGCGACCGAUCGAAUGGAGGCAACAAUCACAGAGGAAAUCCUCCGGGUAGAAACACCUGCGCUGGCGGACUGGAUGGAGUUUUUCAAGGCCGUCAGAGUGCACGUCCUCAUUCGUUUCGGGAUGUGGGAUGAACUCAAGAAGCUCGACCCGCUCGAAGACAAGGAGCUCUACUGUGUCACCAAUGUAAUGAGACACUAUGGAAAAGGCAUUGCCUACGCCGCCACAUCGCAGCUGGAAGAUGCCGAUAAAGAGCGCGAGCUCUUCAAAGCCGCUUCCAAGUUUGUCCCUCCUACACGGCUUGACUUUCCCAACAAAAUCACCGAUAUCCUCAAGGUAGCAUCUGCCAUGCUGGAUGGCGAAAUCGAGUACAGACGAGGCGAUUACGACACCGCGUUCAGAAGUCUGCAGGACGCGAUUACUCUCGAAGAUGAGCUUCCAUUCGCAGAGCCAUGGGGAUGGAUGCUUCCAGCACGCCAUGCAUAUGCAGCUCUCUCCUUGGAACAGGGCAAGAUCGAGCAGGCUGCGCAAGCCUAUGCGGAGGAUCUAGGACUGAUCCCGACACCUAAGCGAGCACACCAGCAUCCGAAUAACGUUUGGGCUCUUCAUGGCUACCAUGAGUGCCUUGAGAUUCUGGGUCGUCAUGCAGAGGCGAGCACUAUUAAAAAACAGCUAGAUCUUGCUCUGAAGGAGGCAGAUGUUGAAGUCCCAUCUUCGUGUUUCUGUCGGCUUGGGAAUAUUUCUUGUAGUGGAGCGAAAGCGAAUGGCUGUCACGGAGCACAGUCACAUUGUCAGAAUUAG
Aspergillus puulaauensis is the source of this 1758-nucleotide messenger RNA. Its product is annotated as TPR domain protein. The transcript has a single exon. The record is from RefSeq and is a predicted model, not a curated record. Lineage: Eukaryota; Fungi; Ascomycota; Eurotiomycetes; Eurotiales; Aspergillaceae. Bases 1 to 1758 code for a protein of 585 amino acids. Gene Ontology annotation, cellular component: intracellular anatomical structure. Gene Ontology annotation, molecular function: protein binding.